Molecule: messenger RNA, 732 nt
Organism: Eruca vesicaria subsp. sativa (arugula)
Lineage: Eukaryota; Viridiplantae; Streptophyta; Magnoliopsida; Brassicales; Brassicaceae
Source: the annotation of a GenBank genome assembly
AUGGAAGGUGGUGCGAGUGAUGAAGUAGCAGAGAGCAGCAAGAAGAUAGGGAGAGGAAAGAUAGAGAUAAAGAGGAUAGAAAACACUACGAACCGCCAAGUCACUUUCUGCAAACGACGCAAUGGUUUGCUCAAGAAAGCUUAUGAGCUCUCUGUCUUGUGUGACGCUGAGGUGGCUCUUGUCAUCUUCUCCACUCGAGGUCGUCUCUACGAGUACGCUAACAACAGUGUAAGAGGAACGAUUGAAAGGUACAAGAAAGCUUGCUCCGACGCAGUUAACCCUCCUUCCGUCACUGAAGCUAAUACUCAGUACUAUCAGCAAGAAGCAUCUAAGCUACGGAGACAGAUUAGGGACAUUCAGAAUCUGAACAGACACAUUCUUGGUGAAUCUCUUGGUUCCUUGAACCUCAAGGAACUCAAGAACCUUGAAGGUAGGCUUGAGAAAGGCAUCAGUCGUGUCCGCUCCAAGAAGCAUGAGAUGCUAGUUGCAGAGAUAGAGUACAUGCAAAAAAGGGAAAUCGAGCUUCAAAACGAUAACAUGUAUCUCCGAUCCAAGAUUAGUGAAAGGGCGGGAAUGCAGCAGCAGGAACCGAGUGUGAUACAUCAAGGGACGGUUUACGAGUCAUCGUCUCAUCAGUCGGAGCAGUACAACCGGAAUUAUAUUCCGGUUAACCUUCUUGAACCGAAUCAGAACUCCUCCGACCAAAACCAACCACCUCUCCAACUUGUUUAA